AUGACGCCCGCUCAGGAUGGAUUUGUUUCAAGUACGAGGGGGACUUUGGAAUUGCACUUGGUGAUUAUAGAGAUUCUACAAGAAGUGAAGCAACUUCACCCAAAGCUGGAAUACUCAGCCGUCAACAAGCUGAGGAGCAUCAAGCUCGAGGUUAUAGAUUGCACGUUGACCCAGCCCAGGUUUGCCAGGAUAUACUCUAGCCACGUCAAAGGGUCACUGCGGCGCUGGGACGAUCUGAUCGACUGGAUCAGGUUGGACCUGCCCAAAGCUAACGUGGAAGGGACGCAGAAAAUAUUGUUGACAGGGUUAUCGUCCCGUCCAAACAUCCAUGAGCUCAAUCACUGGAUGCGUUCGAGACUCGGGUCAGACUGCCUGCUGAUUGUUGCCUCACGCAUCGCCCGGAUAGGCAUGUGCCGCGCGCUGGUCUUUGUCUGUACCCUCGCUAUGGUAAAGGGCUUGUCCGAGGAUAGAAUACAUGACGGUCUCGAAGGAGCGAUGUUCGGCAAUGAGACCGUGCGAAUUCUGGUUGAGCGGUCUGAUGGCCAGGCUAGUGCAACGAAGUGCCAACAAGAGGCGGCACCUCUGGUCGUGCUGGGAUCGUCGAGACUGCCACCUCAGUGGCCUAUGUGCCGCAACUUGAUGUCCGGUGUCAGGGCGAAGCCUUUUCAGAUCCCCAAGUACAGUUCUGAAGAUGCCGGUACAAGUUGGAAGCGAGAACAAACCAGACUACCACGAUAUCUCGGUCGAGGAAAUCUCUCAGGGGGCAGGCUAUACUGCAAGAUAACUUCGCCAUUCAACAGCACCACAAAGAAACUGUAUCGACUGUCAUACUCCUAUGCUUGUGUAUUCCGCACACACUGCCAACAAUUCUAUCGCCUGCAAGAUAAAGCUGAAAAGCUCUAUACAAUGACAGCACCCCAUUUUCCUAUACAAGCCGGAACCCAUCAGCCUGGCCCUCUGAGCAUUCAAAACAUGGUUAAACCAGUGGAAAACCAGGGGAUCUCUUCUUAUAGCAACACUAUGCCGCAGCAGUACGGGUUGAUUCCUGCCGCGAGCAUGUAUGUCAGUCCCGCUGUCUUGCAAUCCAUGGAUGUCCCUUCAGAGAAGAGCCUGCACCCAAAAUCAGAAACGUGGCAAAAGGUCAUGACAGGACAGGGGCAGCACAACCAGGAACACCAAGAACCAAGGCCGUUCAUGCCCGCUCCUAUUCGCGAAUCAGAUAUGCCAACGUCGGCUUCAGCCUGGAUUAGAAACACCAAACAUCGGCGGUUGAAACCAGGAUACGCGCCUGCGACAUUCGGCCAACAAAGAUCAAGGGCAUGCCACGGACAAUUACAAAUGAUGUCCACAUGGCGGUUUCAGGAUCAUCAGGGAAACCAGCCGCAGGGAGGCUUAUCAACCCAUUCUGUCAAGCAUCGGGUUACUCGAGCCAUGGCCUCGCGCAGAAGCGGUGCGCCAAGAAGCCCCGGGGCCCAGACAAGAAAUGUCGAAACCGAUUGCCAUGCAGAAUGGCUUCAACGUCCACUGGUACGACGUGUACCUUCAGCCCUUCAACCUCGACUACCCUCGAUUCGAUCGCUUAUUCCCGAACUCCCCGAAACCUUUGCAAAUCAAACAGAGGUGUUCGACAGCACAUCAAAGUUUGUAUAGUGCAGCGAAACGGCAAGAGUAGAUAAGAUGCAGCAGCUAAGCAGGCAUUCGGUUGCAGAAGCGACCCAUGUGCAGUUAUCUUAUUGAUGCGCCGCCUGCAUCCUCCACGAUGGGGCUACCUGUACAAUGUACUCUAUACCAUAGACUCUAAAUCGCU
This is a messenger RNA of Fusarium redolens, 1807 nucleotides long. RefSeq lists its product as uncharacterized. The record is from RefSeq and is a predicted model, not a curated record. Lineage: Eukaryota; Fungi; Ascomycota; Sordariomycetes; Hypocreales; Nectriaceae. The transcript has 4 exons. Bases 1 to 1650 code for a protein of 549 amino acids.